Aspergillus terreus NIH2624 is the source of this 2034-nucleotide messenger RNA. RefSeq lists its product as uncharacterized. The transcript has 9 exons. The coding region runs from base 1 to 2034 and encodes 677 amino acids. Lineage: Eukaryota; Fungi; Ascomycota; Eurotiomycetes; Eurotiales; Aspergillaceae. The record is from RefSeq and is a predicted model, not a curated record. Gene Ontology annotation, cellular component: membrane. Gene Ontology annotation, molecular function: monoatomic cation transmembrane transporter activity. Gene Ontology annotation, biological process: transmembrane transport; monoatomic cation transport.
AUGGACCAGUCGGAGACCAAAAACCUCGUUCUGACCGAGACACAUGGACAGUCGACCCUAGUCCUGAAGCUAAAUCGACCUGCCAAGAGAAAUGCGCUAUCUCAAGCGCUCAUCAAUUCCCUGCUGCGUGAACUCGAAAAUGCGUCUACUGAUCCGCGGAUUUGUUCCGUUGUCAUCACCGGCUCAGACACCAUCUUCUCAGCCGGUGCCGACAUUGGAGAGAUCUGGCGAAUGAAUACCCAGGAGGCUCGUCAGAGGCGGUAUCUUGAAGACCUCUGUCAUGGAAUGGAAAGGUUCUGCAAACCGAUCAUUGCAGCAGUGGAGGGCAAAGCAGCCGAUUUCGUCGUCGCCGCUCGUGAUGCCGACUUUAGGCUUCCAGAGACAUCCAUCGGUCUGAUCCCAGGGGCUGGAGGCACACAGCGGUUGACUGCCGCGAUUGGCAAGUAUCGGGCGCUCUCUGGGGAAGAAGCUUUCAGCGCGGGUCUGGUGAGCAAACUUGUUGGGAAGGGCCAGGCGCUGUCAGGCGCGCUGGAGAUCGCAGAGAGACUAGCGUCUCAGAGUCUGCCGACCGUUAUGCUGGCCAAGGAGGCGAUCUGCAGAGCGGAUCAUUUGCAUCAUGAUCAUGCGUUUGAGCGGUCGUUAUACUACGCCGCGUUCGGGACCAGGGAUAUGGUCGAGGGCGUGACAUCCUUUCUGGAGAAGAGGGCGCCUGUUUGGGAAAACGCAGUCAUCGAGGCCGGCAUUGGAAAGACACCGUUGAAGUACCUAGUUCAGUGCUCUUACGAGGAGCGAGCCACCAGCACGGCGCUGGAGCCGGUCUCCCCCGCGCACCGCACCCACUCCACCCCCGACGAAGAAAGCCAACCGCCGCCGCAGUACACGCGCGAGAAUGACCCAUUCCAACUCUCGUCGAAGCUGAAGUCCGCGGCGGAAAUCUCGCAGAUCCAGCCGCGGGCCAACACAGCUCGCAAACGUGACCGAUGCACGCCCACGGUGGUGGGACGCGCGCCGCUCUCGCUCGCCUCCAAGCGCCAGCAGGAGCUGCAGACGUUCUAUCACGCGCAGAACGAGAACAUUGAGCGGAUGCUGAGGCCGGUGGAGGAGCACGUGCGGGCGGCGCGCGAGCUCAACGCCAACAACCAGCUCAAGUACAAGAUCGCCGUGUACGGCAGCUUCGCGGCGAAUGUCAUCCUGUCCGUGCUGCAGCUGUACGGCGCCAUCGCGUCCGGGUCGCUGUCGCUGUUCACCACCAUGGCCGACGCCAUCUUCGACCCCAUGUCCAACCUGACCCUGCUGCUGUGUAACAAGGCCGUCAACCGCGUCGACCCGCGCCGCUUCCCCGCCGGCAAGGCCCGCAUCGAGACCGCCGGCAACAUCGGCUUCUGCUUCCUCAUGACCGCCGUCUCGCUCAUCCUCAUCGCCUUCUCCGUCCGCGAUCUGGCGGUUGGCUCCAACGCUGAAACCACCGAGUUUCACCUGCCCUCCGUCAUCGCCGUCGCCGUCGCCUUCUGCACCAAGUUCGCCCUCUUUGUCUACUGCUUCGCGCUCCGCCACCAGGUCUCCCAGAUCCGCAUCCUCUGGGAGGAUCACCGUAACGACCUCUUCAUCAACGGCUUCGGUAUUCUCACCUCGGUCGGUGGCAGUAAGCUCCGCUGGUGGAUCGAUCCCAUGGGCGCCGUCAUCCUGUCCGUGCUCAUCAGCGGCCUCUGGCUGCACACCGCCUACCACGAGUUCCAGCUGUUGAUCGGCGUCACCGCUGAUACCAAGAUGCAGCAGCUGAUCACCUAUAUCUCCAUGACCCAUUCCCCUUUUAUCACCGCCAUCGACACCGUCCGCGCGUAUACCUCCGGCCCCCGCCUGCUCGUCGAGGUCGACAUCGUCAUGGACCCGGACGAGUCGCUGCGGGCCACCCAUGACGUGGCCGAGGAGCUGCAGAUGAAGCUGGAGUCCUUGCCGGACGUCGAGCGCGCCUAUGUCCAUGUGGAUUAUGAAACGACGCAUAAACCGGAGCAUUUCCUCAAAAAGGAGCUGUAA